CGCCCCUGCCCGGCCGCCAGGAUGCUGGAGGAGGCGGGCGAGGUGCUGGAGAACAUGCUGAAGGCCUCGUGCCUGCCCCUCAGCUUCAUCGUCUUCCUGCCCGCCGUGCUGCUGCUCGUGGCGCCGCCGCUGCCCACCGCCGACGCGGCGCACGAGUUCACCGUCUACCGCAUGCAGCAGUACGACCUGCAGGGCCAGGCUUACGGCACCCGGAAUGCAGUGCUCAACACGGAGGCGAGGACGGUGGAGGCGGAUGUGCUGAGCCGCCGCUGCGUCAUGAUGCGGCUGGUGGAUUUCUCCUAUGAGCAGUACCAGAAAGCCCUCAGGCAGUCGGCCGGGGCUGUGGUCAUCAUCCUCCCUCGGGCCAUGGCUGCUGUGCCGCAGGACGUCAUCCGACAAUUCAUGGAGAUCGAGCCUGAGAUGCUGGCCAUGGAGACCAUCGUCCCCGUCUACUUUGCAGUGGAGGAUGAGGCCUUGCUUUCCAUCUAUGAGCAGACACAGGCUGCCUCUGCCUCCCAGGGCUCAGCAUCUGCAGCUGAAGUUCUGCUGCACACAGCCACUGCCAAUGGCUUCCAGAUGGUUACGAGUGGGGCCCAGAGCAAAGCUGUGAGCGACUGGCUCAUCACCAGUGUGGAGGGCCGGCUGACAGGACUGGGCGGAGAAGACCUUCCCACCAUUGUCAUCGUGGCCCACUAUGACUCCUUUGGGGUGGCCCCGUGGCUUUCUCAUGGAGCAGACUCCAAUGGUAGUGGGAUUUCUGUGCUCCUGGAGCUGGCCAGACUCUUCUCGAGGCUGUACACCUACAAACGCACCCACGCGGGGUACAACCUGCUGUUUUUUGCCUCUGGUGGGGGCAAAUUUAACUAUCAGGGCACCAAGAGGUGGUUAGAAGACAACCUGGAUCACACAGACUCCAGCUUGCUGCAGGACAAUGUGGCCUUUGUCCUCUGCCUCGACACCUUGGGCCGAGGGAAUGGCCUGCACCUGCAUGUGUCGAAGCCUCCCAAGGAGGGGACCCUGCAGUAUGCUUUCCUUCGAGAGCUUGAGAUGGUGGCUGCCAGUCAGUUCCCAGAGGUGAGCUUUUCUAUGGUGCACAAGAAAAUCAACCUGGCAGAGGACAUGCUGGCCUGGGAGCAUGAGCGCUUUGCCAUCCGCCGGCUCCCGGCGUUCACAGUCUCCCACCUGGAGAGCCAUCGAGACGGGCUUCGAAACAGCAUCAUGGAUGUCCGGUCACGGGUAGAUUCCAAAACACUCACCCGCAACACCAGAAUCAUUGCAGAGGCCCUGACCCGAGUUAUCUACAACCUGACUAAGAAGGGCACCCCUGCCGAUCUCCAGGUCUUCACAGAACAGAUGCAGAUCCAGCAGGAGCAGAUCGAUUCCGUGAUGGACUGGCUCACCAACCAGCCCCGCGCCGCCCAGCUCGUGGACAAAGACAGUACCUUCCUCAACACCUUAGAAUAUUACCUGAGCCGCUACCUGAAGGAUGUCAGGCAGCACCACGUGAAGGCGGACAAGCGGGACCCUGAGUUUGUCUUCUAUGACCAGCUGAAGCAGGUGAUGAAUGCCUACAGGGUCAAGCCAGCCAUCUUUGAUCUACUCCUGGCCCUCUGCAUAGGAGCCUACUUGGGAGUGGCUUACUUUGCAGUCCAGCACUUUGGCCUCCUCUAUAAGACAGUACAGAGAAUAUCUUUGAAGCUGAAGCAGCAGUGAAGUGGCCCUCUCUACCCUCGCCAAGCAGUACUGAGCCAGCCGCCCUGGAGGGAGCAGCCAGGAGCUUCCCUGCAGUCCAGCCACGUCUCUGCCCAUUUGUCCCCCGCCCACCCCUGUCCAGCUCGGCCCUGCCUAGAGAACCUCCCAGGCCCGCCUUCUUGCCUCCUGCCUGCCUGCCCGCCCCAUCACUGGCGAAGCAGCUCGGGCCCGAGGCCUUGCCGAAACACUGAAUUGUCGGUGUCCUUAAGCUUCCUCGGAGGGUAGCGGAGGAGCUUGGGCCCGCCAGGGACUCGUGGGUGAGGCUUGUCCUGGGUGAGCUGAGCUCUCCCCCUCGGACCUGCCAUGCCCCAGCCCUCGGAGCUCAUGUUAACAGUGCACACCUGAAUUAAAGAGAACCGGAAACUUGAGGACUCCUUCCCAGGCCGGGGGUCCUGGCUGGGCUUUCUCUCUGCCUUCACUUGGAAGGUCUGGGUGCCCAGGGAUGGGGUCAGGGCAGAGGCCUCUGCCUGAGGGCCACCAGGGAGAAGACUUUGAUUAAGACUUAGGGAAUGGGGUGAGAGCGUAGUCAAAACAUCCUAAGGCACCAGCCGUGUCCUAGUGGCCCUAGAGACCUAGCAGCACAGGGGCGUGUGAUGGGGAGACAGGCUUUGGGUUAGUAGAAGGAAGGACCCCCAGUACUGGGAGCCUGGCAGAGGUGGAAUGGGCUGCCUUGGGAGGUUGGGAGUCACGUGCCCCAGGAGGUCCAGUGACCACUCCAGCAUUCUGCGGGAAGCUCCCCUGCAACGAGGCUUCGGGCCUUCUCUAGCUCUGAGGCCCCACCUUUCCUGCUUCCCCCGACAGCGCCUCUGUGGGAGGGGGCUCUGCCUCCAAGAGAGCACAGCCAAAGGCAAGCACCUAACAUGGAGGCGUGCCAUCUCUGCCCCUCUGCAGCCCUGGUGGGAGAGCUGGGCUCCGUCCUGGGGAACCAGACCUUUGUUCCUGAGCUCCGGCGGCAGCCGCGGCAGAGGGGGCUGGGACUGUUGGGACGCCCGGGCUCUAGCUCCAGUCUGGCCGUCGUCUCCAUGUUUCCAAACCCCAGUCUCCUCUACAAUGAGGGAAUUGGACUAGAUGACCUCUUAGAUACCUUUCAGCUCUGACCUCCCGGGUUUUUCGCUCCCAUCUUUCUGCUCCUAGGAGGUUCCUUCCUCUGUGACACAUGGGAGAGAGGAAUGUUCAGCCUGUCACAGGGAAGACAGCCCCAGAAAAUGGCAUCUCUGUUUUCAAAUAACUGAGCCCCAGGCCAGAGGCAUUGGAUAUAUUUUGUGUCUCAGAAGGGGGGCCACUAGGUGGAUGUCACAGAGAGGCAGAUUGUGAUAGUGACUGCCCAGGAAGCGUUUUGAGCAGAAGCCGGUGCCCGCCCUUUAGGAGGCUUUGGAAGGAGUUCAUGCAUGGGGUUUGGAGGGGUGGGGUCAUUGCCUUCCACUUCUCAAGUACCCCGAGUCCUUUCUCUCCCACCGGUUUGGCUCCUACUUUGUGGUGCCUGCACCCCAUGCAUCCAGAUUGGGCCCUUGUGUACAGGUUGACCUAUGGGGUCUGUUUGUUUGGGGAAAGGAUGUUCCAGACAAGUUUUGGGGGCCUAGCUAGUCAGUUGAAGGCUUUAGACCUGCUCAUCAAACUGGUUCUGCUGGUUUUUACUGAAUAAAUAGCCGAGAUGGGUGGUCUCUGCCUUGAAAGAGCUUGGGUUUAAUUGGGAGUCUCAGCACACAAUGGAUUAUAUUGGGAGGUCAGAGGAAGGUCAAGGUUGGCUGCAGUCAUCUGGGCUUGGAGCUAGGUCUUGAAAACCAGACCAAGGAUGCUUGAGGGUGGGGUUGAGACCAGUCCUCACCGUCGCCCACCUCCAUGCUCAGGGCAGAAGCACGUUUAGAUGACCCCAGAGGGUCUAGCACAAAGUUUGGCACCAUCUUGUGCCAUCAGACGCUGCCUCCGUUUUUCUGCUUCCACGGCUAGGGAGAGGAGUGUGGGUAGUGGAUUUUUCCAUCUGGCUUUCCUGCCCUUCACCCCAACUCUGACCAGCCAGCCCUUCAGCUGCUGAGCUCGGGCUGGGGUCACUGCACAGCUGCUGUGGACAACAGUUCCCAUGUUCCUGAACUCAUGCCACCCACCACGCUCCGUCCUGAAGGUGUCUCUUCACUGUUCCCCUGCUUAUGGGUGGGACUGUUAGCUCUCCUCAGGCCCUUGGUCCUUGGCGGCCUUUCCUACCGUAGCCCCCUGCCUGGCCUUGUCAGAACCUCAGGCUGCCCUUGGGUGACUGGCAUUACAGCUCAGCCUAGUGGGGGGAGCCUGGGUGGAGCUGGGAAGUCCAGAGGGUGAAGGCCCUUCUGCACACUGGACCUCGGCUUCUUCCCAAAUGAAUGCACGAUCUCUCGGGCCCCUUCCAACUGUGACAGGCAGUGUUUUCAUCUCUGAGAUGCGAUUUCUGGGAGAGGAUUUGAGGGGAGCAAUGGGAUAGGAGGGGCUACCAUGUUUCCUAUCAUACUCUUGGAUCCCUCCUUUAAAACACCCUUUACACCGGUUCCUCUGGGAGCGGAAUGGGCCCUCUCUUCUGGAAGUCUUUGACCCAUUCUGUCUUCCUGGGCCUCUCCACACAGAGGCUGAACCCAGCUCCCAAGGCAGGGUUUGGGGGUUUAAAUGAGCACCGAUGUGUUUGGGCUAAGGAAUCUUCCUCCUGGGGGUGAUCGGUAAGGGCAAUAGAUGGAUUAAUUCAGGGUCCCUGCAAACUGUGGGAAGAAGUAACUUGGAAAAAUAAAGCCAUAUUGAAAGAGCC
This is a messenger RNA of Vombatus ursinus (common wombat), 4516 nucleotides long. It is a transcript of the gene NCLN, whose product is annotated as nicalin. The transcript is spliced from 15 exons. Lineage: Eukaryota; Metazoa; Chordata; Mammalia; Diprotodontia; Vombatidae. The coding region runs from base 22 to 1713 and encodes 563 amino acids. Gene Ontology annotation, cellular component: endoplasmic reticulum membrane. The record is from RefSeq and is a predicted model, not a curated record. Gene Ontology annotation, biological process: regulation of signal transduction.